GCCAGUGGCAGUAAACUUUAGCGUCCCCCCCCCCCAUAUUAAGGGUCGGCAUCUUUGGCUUCCUCAGAUGAUUCUCCAGGAUGUGGUCAGGUUCCUGUUGGUGUAUGUGGUUUUCCUCCUGGGUUUUGCAUCUGCCCUCACAGCCCUGACCGGCCCAUGUCUUGGGCCUGGCCAGUGUCCCUACAGCAGUGUGGGGAGUGCGGCGGCGGCUCUCUUCAAGCUGACCCUGGGGCUCGGGGACCUGUCGGGGCCUGAGCACUCCAAGUUUCCGGUCUUCUUCCUCGUCCUCCUCAUCAUCUACGUGAUUCUCACCUCCGUACUUCUCCUCAACGUGCUGAUUGCCCUCAUGAAUGAGACCAUCAACGCCGUGUCCUCGAGGAAUGAGAAGAUCUGGCGAGUGCAGAGAGCCAUCACCAUCCUGGACCUGGAGCGCUGCCUGCCCACGUCCUGGCGGGGCUGGCUGCAGAGCGGCACCGUCCACCCCGGCCUGUCCGUGGGGCUGACCCCGAGCGGGGAAGAAGACCUGAGGACGUGCCUACGGGUGAAGGAAGAGAGGAGGUGGACGAGGGCCGCGGGGAGGAGCCACGUCACGGGCAUCCACGAAGACCCCACCAUCCCCCAGGGUAGGUAGAGGACCGCUGCAGCGGCUAGGGAGAGCACUGAGCCACAUGGGUUCAAGACUGGCCUCAAGACCCAGUUGUGUGACCCUGAGAAAGUCACAUUGCCUGCCUCAGUUUCCCCAUCUGUGAAAUGGGUCUGAUGGGUUGUUGUGGGGGGGGCAGGAAGUGCCACAUAAACAUUCGC
Molecule: messenger RNA, 804 nt
Organism: Monodelphis domestica (gray short-tailed opossum)
Lineage: Eukaryota; Metazoa; Chordata; Mammalia; Didelphimorphia; Didelphidae
Product: transient receptor potential cation channel subfamily V member 3-like
Biological process (GO): calcium ion import across plasma membrane; osmosensory signaling pathway; actin filament organization
Cellular component (GO): cilium; plasma membrane
Molecular function (GO): protein binding; calcium channel activity
Source: RefSeq, a predicted model, not a curated record